Cooperia oncophora is the source of this 513-nucleotide messenger RNA. NCBI's taxonomy places the organism in Eukaryota, Metazoa, Nematoda, Chromadorea, Rhabditida, Trichostrongylidae. The record is from the annotation of a GenBank genome assembly.
AUGCGACGAGGGAAGGCAGACGAAAAGAAAGCGGAGCAGGAGCGGCUUCAAAAUAUCCUUUUGGACAUGCUCAAGGAAGACGAGAACAAAUACUGCGCCGAUUGUCAAGCAAAGACUCCCAGAUGGGCAGCAUGGAACUUGGGAGUGUUCAUUUGUAUUCGUUGUGCUGGAAUUCAUCGAAAUCUUGGUGUACACAUCUCUAAGGUGCGGUCUGUGAACUUGGAUACGUGGACGCCUGAACAAGUGCAGUCUAUGCGAGUUAUGGGUAAUGAAAAAGCUCGAAAGGUAUAUGAACACUCUUUGCCUGACCAUUUCCGUCGUUCUAUGGCCGACCAUCAAAUGGAACAAUUUAUUCGUGCAAAAUAUGAACAGAAAAGGUAUAUGCUGAAUGGUUUUGUUUAUCCUCGAAUAGAUGUGAAUGAUUUACCGAAACCGGGUCAACCAAGCACUAAAAAGAAAGCUUCAAAUGCUGCACUUACAUCGGUAUGCAAGCUUCUCGCUUUUUCAUCUUGA